This is a messenger RNA of Diachasma alloeum, 1974 nucleotides long. RefSeq names its product protein amalgam. The transcript has 8 exons. Lineage: Eukaryota; Metazoa; Arthropoda; Insecta; Hymenoptera; Braconidae. The record is from RefSeq and is a predicted model, not a curated record. Bases 1 to 1203 code for a protein of 400 amino acids. Gene Ontology annotation, cellular component: neuron projection.
AUGAUCGUUAUCGGGGUUCGUGUUCUGUGUCUCGCGACUGCAGUCAUUGCACUCAGUGAUCCUGCUGCAGAUCUACCGAGAUUCGGCAAGCCCCUGAAUAAUCUCACGGUCUCAGUUGGACGAGAGGCCAUUUUCACGUGCAUUGUGGAGAGUCUCGGGCCAUACAAGGUGGCAUGGUUACGAGUCGACACGCAGACCAUCCUAACGAUAGCAAGUCACGUGAUCACGAAGAAUCACCGAAUUUCAGUAACGCACAGUGGCCAUCGCACUUGGUCUCUGCAUAUACGCGACACGCGAGAGACGGAUCGUGGCUGGUACAUGUGUCAAGUUAAUACAGAUCCAAUGUCCAGUAAUACGGGAUUUUUGGAGGUUGUUGUACCACCGGACAUUCUGGAUUACCCGACGAGCACGGAUAUGGUUGUGAGGGAGGGGAGCAAUGUGACCCUUAGGUGUGCUGCUACUGGCACACCCGAGCCGACUGUUACUUGGCGACGAGAGGCUGGGGGAAGGAUAGCCCUGUCAAACUGGCAUGAUGCGCAGGUACUGGAAGGCCCGGAGCUGGAGUUAAUCCGAGUGACUCGACUGCACAUGGGACCCUACCUGUGCAUCGCUUCUAAUGGCGUACCACCCUCUGUUAGCAAGCGAAUCUUGCUCAUCGUUCACUUUUCACCGAUGAUUCAGGUUGAGAAUCAGCUGAUUGGUGCUUACGAGAAUCAAACCCUAGUUCUAGAGUGCAACAGUGAGGCUUAUCCACGUCCAAUUGCUUACUGGACUAGGCCAACGAAUGAGACCAUAGUAAACGACAAUAAUUACAAGGUGGACGUCAACACCAACGGCUACGUGACAACCAUGAGACUCAUAAUAAGAUCGAUGAGACCGCAGGACUACGGAUCUUUCCGUUGUAUAGCUACCAAUUCACUCGGAGAGACCGAUGGGAAAAUAAAAUUAUAUAAGAUACCGAAGCCACCAACAACCCGUAAGCCAAAUAUCCGUCGCGACUCGAAAAAAGCCUGGAAGAUGGAUCAAGAGCGCAACAAGAAGACAGGUGGAAUACAGGACGAGUUGAGUCUGAAGGAUGAGGAUGACGAGGAGGAUUCAAUCGAUUUUCAAUCGUCCACAUCCGGCUCAAGCUUUCACCAGCUCACUUCCAGUUAUCUCUGUGCACUUGCAACAGUGACGCUGGCAUUAAGACUAACUUCCUAGGUGGUUGAGAUAAUACCAGUCGGUGCAUAAUCCACGAUUGCUGUUUCCCCUUCCACCGUGACUUGCUAAAGUCGCGGAUAAAUUAAUUGCAUUUCGAUUAUGAAUGGAGUCGAAUCAAUAUCCAUUUUUCAUUAUCCGGAUUUCUUCGUCAGGAGUGAAGAGUGAUGAUAAAGUGAUGGUGAAUGGGCGGGAAUGGGGAUUAUAGAAACUUUAACAAGGGAAUGGGGCAAUUCAGGCCCUAGUCUUCCAUGCAUUGAUUAAAUUCACGUGAUUACGGUCUGAGGUCGGGGGAGCUGGAGAUGCCGAGUCACAUUUUAAGGCUGCGAAUGGGCGAUUCGAGAGGAUGGGCGUUCGGCUGAAUACGAUGUGAGUAUUGUUCGAUAAGAAAUUCACAUAAUCGAAGAGAAAGCCCCCUUAAACCCUGAAAGACAUUCGCGGGAAAUUGAACAGGGGCAUGAUGGUAUCUCCACUAGAAAACUAGUGUCGGCAGGUGAGACACUUGUCCUCUUUUUUUGCACGUUUGGGUUCACAAAUUUAAAUCGAUUGUAGUGUCUCAAAUUAAGACGUUCAGACAUGCAUUUUUGAUAUUCUAGGGGUAUUACUUGAUGAUUUUUUGUUUAGACCUGAUGAUUUUGCAUUUAUUUUUUCAAAUAUUUCGUUGGUUUUACACUGAGAGAAAAAAUAGUUCUGACGAAAAAUUAUAUGUUCUUCUAAAGAGAUCGUCUGUCGUGUUGAAUUAAUUUACUUGUGGACAAAAAUGAAAGUCUCCAC